CUAUCUAUAACUGUAAGACUUGAACAGUGUCAUCAUUUUCAAUCAAUUGUAUUUGCUCACUGCAACUCUGCCAGACCUCUCUCUCCUUCAUUCCCUUCACCGUCGCCGGUCACCGGUUUCCGUUUACAUUACAGAUAAUGGCGUCCUCUUGUGCUAUGGUGACUUGCACACCAUAUGAGCUUCCUUCAUGUACUACUGUUGGCUCAUCUAGGCAGAAUACCAAUUUGUUGAAAGUUUACAGUCCCAGGAGAGGAAUAUGUGGUUUGUUUUUAUACCAAAAGCACUCAAAUAUGAGAACUUUUGCUGUGGAGUCAAACCAAGUAUCCUCGUUGAAACCUCAACAGGUAGCUUGGGAAGAACCUGAUGAUGGCAGUGAUAGUGAAGAUGAAGAUGGUGAAGAAGUGGAAGAAAAUGACUUGGAUUUUGAAAGUGAUUGGGAAGAGGAGAAGAAUGAUGCUAUGGAUACAAGUGUUAGUGUACAGAAUUCACAAAGGGACACCUAUGAAGAAGAUCUUGUGAAAGAGGUUGAACAACUAUUAGGACCAGAAGAAAGAGCAAUCUUGUAUCAGUCUUCAACUCCUAACUUGGAAAAAAUAUCAACUGAAAAAUGGUCCCCGUUGCACACUCUUGCACUAUCUGGACAGAUUCCGUUCAUGGACGAGCUACUAGAACAAGGUGUAGAUAUUGAUUUUGUUGAUAAGGAUGGCCUAACUGCUCUUCACACAGCAAUUAUAGGGAGCAAAAUAGCUGUUAUUAGCCAUCUGUUGAGAAAAGGUGCUAGUCCUCAUAUCAAAGAUAGGGAUGGUGCUACACCACUUCAUUAUGCAGCUCAAGUUGGCUCCAUGCAAAUAGUGAAGUUACUCAUAAAAUACAAUGUUGAUCUUAAUGUAGCUGAUAAUGAGGAAUGGACACCAUUGCACAUUGCUGUACAAGCUAGAAACAGAGAUAUGGUGAAAGUUUUAUUAUUGAAUGGUGCAGAUGCCAACAGAAGAAACAAGGAUGGUAAAACAGCUCUGGAUUUGAGCUUAUGUUAUGGUAAAGAUUUCAAGUCUUACGAUCUCGCUUCUUUAGUGAAGAUCAUACCAGCAAACAGAGAGAUUUGAUUUGCAGGGUGUUGCUGAAACUUACAAGACUUACAACUUUCAUCGUAAAUAUCGGAUAUAUAGUAAUGGUAUUGGUUAAUGCUGCAAUCUUCUCAUAAAUUUCCAUCUGGGAAUUGUCUUAUGGUCAAUUUAUCUUCAUUCUGAACCAGAAUAUGGAGGAUCUGUUAUUGAACUAUGGAUUUUGGGUUGCUGCAAAAAAAUCAUUAUCUUGAAUUUUAUGCACACAUGGAGAGAUCUGAAGCACAUUGAGAAAGGUCAAAAAAUAUCUGAAGCUCUGUUUUUUUUUCUUUAUUUUUUUUUUCUUUUAUGGGUGCUAAUUUUGUUUAUGGAUGUCUCUCCUGACAAAAAUACUUCUGUUUCUGUAAAUAUUCCAUAUUAUAGUUAGUAUCUUGUACUUCUAUAUUAAAAUUCCUAAUAUCUGAUUUUCAAUUCCAGCUCAAAUCAUGAAGGAAAAAAAUGAAAAAAUAGAUUCACAA
Cannabis sativa is the source of this 1579-nucleotide messenger RNA. RefSeq names its product ankyrin repeat domain-containing protein EMB506, chloroplastic. Gene Ontology annotation, cellular component: chloroplast outer membrane. Gene Ontology annotation, biological process: protein targeting to chloroplast. Lineage: Eukaryota; Viridiplantae; Streptophyta; Magnoliopsida; Rosales; Cannabaceae. The transcript has 8 exons. The record is from RefSeq and is a predicted model, not a curated record. Bases 138 to 1103 code for a protein of 321 amino acids. Gene Ontology annotation, molecular function: protein binding; chloroplast targeting sequence receptor activity.